UAUACGGUCGUGCAAGCUUUCGUAAAAGUUUAGGGCUUUUCACCACCAAAUUCCUGUGAUGGCAGGAUUUUCAGAAAAGGAGAAAUGGUUGAAAGAUAUUGCUGCCUUGAGGAGGAAUCCAAGCACAUUUUUCGCCCACAAUGACACAAGGGAAGAUGACUUCUUAUUAGAUAUUCUGCAGGCUCUCUUUUCAGAAGACCUGAGCGAAAAUGUGAAAGUUAUGCUGCUUGGUGUCCUCCAAGAGCACACGUCAGUACUUCUUUUGUACCCUGACAGUGUGGAACAAGUAGUAGGAUCACUGACCAAUAUCUAUCAACAGCUUCAUCAUGAUACAUCAGUGCUCUUCAAGGGUCAGCUUCUUGUUGCUAUAACAACAAUCAUGCUGGAUUGCAAUCAACUGGAGGAACAUUCAAGGAACUUUCUCCAAGUUGUUGAUAUUCUCCUAGAUGUUGUUUCUAAGGUUAAUGGUACCAAGGAUAGGGUUCUUCGCGGCAUUGCUUGUGAGUGCCUCAAGGAAAUUGAAACAAUACAUCCGGGUUUACUUUCCAGAAAAGUGGAUCAUUUUUAUGCCAUGUGCCAACUUGAGAAUUCAUGUAUCUGUCAAAGCUACAUGACUCUUUUUGGGAUGGUAUUGAAAAAUGGUCUUGAACAACUCCUUGAAGAUCCUAAUAGCUUAAAUGUCAAUGAUUUGAGUGAUUUACUGAGCAGAAGGAAGGAACCAUUGAAGCCAUUGAACUUGCCUGAAAAGUUUGACAUCAAGAUGUUUCAACUAAAAGAGAAAAUCACUAAAGAGCCUGGGCAGCUUCCAAUGCACCUGGACACCCGUGAACUAAAGAGGGCCCUAACAUAUAUUGUUGAUCAUCUUCCUAUUAUGACUCAGUCAUCAGCUAUGCAAGCAUCUCUUCUUGUUGGUCAAAGUUUGGUCCAUAGUCCUAGUAUCAAUCCUUUGAUUUUCAAGGGUCAUGUAUCUAACUGGGCAUCAUCAGCUGAUAUCAUCCUAUUUCAUCUUGUUCUACUGCUCAAGGCUAAAUUUCCCACUGAGAUAUUAAAUGGUGAUGAGGAAUGUGUUGUAUUGAGUAAAUUACUUACUUGUACCAACCAUCCUGCCCUGUCUCCUGGUCAUCGACUUCUUGCAUACCAGUGGUUACAACACUUUCCAGAAAGAGAGCCAAUCUUUCCUCAUUGUAAACCUCAUCUCCCUGGAUGUCUCUUCACUGAGCACUACACAAACUUCUUUCCUACAAUAUUUGAUGGUUUAGAUACAUCUCUUGUCAAACUCAAUCUACUUAGCCAAUGUUAUGUGCCCACAACUAUACAUGAUACCUCAUCUGCUACUUUGAUGGGUUGUGUUGAUCUUCUUGGGAAGUCCCUGGAAUAUGGAAUAGUGGGUAGGCCAGCCACCUCCUGGUAUCGCUUACUGUUCAGUAUGCUACAGAGGCAUUAUGGGACUGUAUUGAGAGAAGAAAUCAUGAAUGCUGUUGUUAAAGUUACUGUUAAGAACCCAAAGUAUACUCCACACACAGUGAACUUCAUUGAGAGUAUGCAGAAAGUUACAUCAGAUAAGAGUUUUACUGUGCUUCUUCUUGAGACACUCCUUCAACAUGUUGUCACAUCAGAUGUUCACAAUAAAGAGGCUGAUUUAGAAAAUUAUCUUCUCAUUCUUCAGAGGGCAGCUCAAGAAACUGAAAUAUCCCCAAAGCCUAUCUUAGACUACCUCCAGAUGCUACUGCAUAGAACAUCACUGAUGCAGGAUGGAUCCUGGUUUCUAGGCAACAAGAUACUUUCUGUAUGUCAUCAGUUGCUCCAAGUCCAUAGCAAGGCUGGUAUUUACUCUGAUAUGGGUGACACACUCUACACUCUAUUCACUGGGCAUCAGGAUAUAGAGAUAAGGGAUAGAGCUUGUCUCUACUAUGCAAUACUCACCAAUCUAUCAAGUGAAAAGAUUAGCCAGAUUUUAUCAUCCAUUGGUUCAGCUGAGGAUUCUCAGAAUCUAACGAGGCUAGUAACAGGUAGUGCUAGUGUUAAGCCUGCUGGAGCAGUUGAUACAUUAAAUCAAACAGUCUUCAAAUUGACCAGAAUUAGAAAACGAACAUCAUCACACCGCAUUAGUAAAGAUUUUUCUUCCUCUGUAACCAAAUACCACGAAGCUCUACAAUCACUAUCAUCAGAGAGUACUACAUGCAUAUACAUUGAUUAUUAUCUUCACUUUGAUGAACGUUUCUUGGAAGAUAUUCCUGAUUCUAUGAGACACCUUUAUGCAGUGAUUCUUCAUAUAGAUACACCUGCUGCAUAUCAGUCAAUAGAAGAUAUGACUGUUGCAUCACUGUCAGUCGAAAAUUCAUCUGAACCCAAAGAUGGCUGUCAGAUGGUCACAUUAGCACUCUACCCCAGAGAACCUAUACCUACAUCUUUAUCUGUAAGUGCAAUGUUUAGUAGCAGUGAUGGUCAAACUUGUGUGUGCAAAUUGGAACCUGUUGAAGUGACCUUUGAUGACCUCUUCAUCCCCAUUCCCAUCAUGCCUUCUUUACGUCUUGAUCUCUUCAAUGAAAUAUGGGAGAGCAUCAGACAAGAUGAGCAGACAAGACCAGAAUCUAUGAGUGCUGAAUCAAUUUGUACUGUAGCUCUAGGAUCAGAAUCAAUACAGAGGAUAGUGCAGUCCCAAUUAGUGGAUUACAUUGUGAUUUCAGAUGAAGUACAAGAUGGAAGAACAAUAAAUCUUGCCUUGCUGCUGCCACCUCAAUGGCAUCUGUUGCUACAGUUACAGCUUCAGGAAAACAUCACUGUGGUAUCCAUGGUAACAGAUAACUGGAAGAUGUUACCUCUUGUCAAUCAGUACUUACUCAAUUUAGAAGAUCACUGACAUUGAGGAGUGAGAUGUAAGAGAAAGCUCCUUUAAAAUAUAAAAGACAAAGUUUUGUAAUAAUAUUUUUUAUAGGAAAUCAAUUAUAUUUUUCUUAUGUGGAGGACCCAGUGUAGUGGAUUGAAUUACGUAUGAAAGACUUGGUAAUUAAUUCAUUUCAGUUGUUGUAGAUUGUCCUGUUGUGAUUCAUAUUCUAAUUAUCUGAAUGUACCUAGAAUAUCCAAGCAUACUCAGCUUGAUGGGUCAUGAUAAAUUCCUUUCGUAGUUUUCUUCAUCAUCAGUAAUUAUCUUGUAUCAACCUAGUAGUUAUCUAUAUUCCACUUAUUAUGAUCCCUUCUGCAGUCAUGACGGCGCUAAUGCAGUUUCACACUGGCCGACUACCAGCCAAUUUCACCACCACCAAUACUUCGCAAAUGUUAUAAAAAUCUCUCAAUCCCAUUUCAAGGUCAAAUUGUGCCCAGCAUCAUAUUUUGCCACUUUCUGAAACAAUUCAAAUUUUCGUUUGAUUCUAAUCUUGGAUUGGAUUGAAAUCAUUACCUGCAUGUUCCUGUUCCACACACAAGGUGUUCCUUAUCGCAAAGAGUAUUGUGAGCUGAAAUUAUCAAGCAAAUUUCUCUCUAUUUUGUAUGGUAGCCACGAUGGAAACUUGGAAAUUUUCCUUUCACUUUGCCUGGAAUGAAAAAAAGAGAGAGAAGGGGGGGGUCGAGAAAAAAACUUAGACUUGAACUUUUCAGGUAGAGAGCGAGAGACAGGGGAAUAGUAAAAAAGAAAUGGGAGGUAAUAAAUUUACAGCUGGGGCGCCAAUUUGAAGUUGACCGGGGGAGCCUUUUGAACCUUUUUACCCAAGAAUAAUGCCCCCUUACAAACGCGUUCAGUGCCCCUUUCAUUUCAGAAGGACCUGUUUUAUGUGUUAACGAGUGCCUGUUGCCUUCUUAUAAGUGCCCAUUAUCGUAUCAGAGAAGUUGCCCUUCUCUUAAAACCGCUCAUUUUAUGCCCGAUCAGUGCUCGUUUUACUUAUUUUCUGACUACAAUUGCAUUUUUUUUAAUGAAAAAAGGUUCCUUUAGACUGUUUUAUUGCCCCCUUUAGUUGCCCUUUUUCAUAGUGAAAUUCUUCUUCUGUAGUGCACCCUUUUCCACCUCUGAUCAAGUGCCCCAUUUGAUUAGGGCCUAUGCCCUUAUUUACUUUUGAUAAAUGCCCUUUUUUAUAGUUUGGUCGAAAUGUACAGUUUGUUAAUGUAAGGUAUUUACAAUUAGCACCCUUCAUUUUCUGCAGGGGCAUCUGAAUCGGGAUGAGAUGCACUUGCUCAUUCCCCCCCCAAAAAAUAGACCCCAAAGAAUUUCACGACCAAGAAAAAAAAAAAGAAAAGGAAAGAAAAGGGGUGAAAUAUGUAUUAUUCUCCAAAUAUUAUGUUAAACUCCAUCACAAAAUUUUGCUUGCUGCUUUGCUUGCUCCCAGCUUUUAAGCAACGUCUGCCCCUCAUUGUUUGGGGCUAAUUACGCUACUAGGGAAUAUAUGCUUUAAAAAAAAAAUUGUAAAUGUGCCCUUUUUCCCUGUGCCCCCCCCCCACUUUUAAAUUCGCUCUGCCAGCCCUGCAAUGUUAUAACGAUUAAAUGCGUUAAUUAGAGAUUUGUUAGGAAUCAUGGUAUCAUUUUUUUCACUCACAUGGUAUUCAUGUAUAUUACACCUCCUCGUUUAUACAUAUAUAUAUAUAUAUAUAUGUGUUUAUUCAUGCCUGAUAAAUGAGAAUCGUUAAGCUAUUCGAAUCGUGCGUUUUUUCGUGGCUUUUAUUCAACAUUAUUUACUGUCAGUUUUACAUGCCUCAUUUUCCAUGGUAAUACAUGAAUACACAUUAAUAUCAUGAAUCUUGUAAUUGUAAAACCCACCUGAAUUCACAUCAUAUCAUGAAUAUUGUAAUUGUAAAGUCAGGGUAACACAAAUACAGAACUAGUGCUGAAAUCUAUGCUGAAAAAUGAGGAAUUAUGUGAAUAAAUGCAAUCUGCACCCCAUACAUAAACCUUGAAUCAAAAUAUGUGAAAACCAAGUAAGUAGCCAGAGAAGGGUUAACCCACGGCUAGAACCCCCUCACAAACGAAUGUCCCCUCUGCAUUGCCACGAGCCCCCCCUUGCUAGCCGUCAGGAAUGCCCGAUCAGACGGGGAAGUUUUUUAUGUACCCAGGGUGCACCGCCCAUUCCCAGCUUUCAUCAACGAUUCCAGCAAAAGUUUUUCCAACCGGGCCCCCAUCACUUCCCUUCAGGUAUACCUCCCCGCAUGUAAAAUCGAGCGAGGCUCCUGGUCGAAAUUACAAGUAUUACGACUGCUAAUAUCAUUUCUAGUUAUAUGCAAGUGUGAUGAAGGCCCAAAUCGAUAAAUUCCGCCAACGAGCGAAAAGCUCGCCGCCAAAGAACACUUCUUAGGUAAGGUAGUUUG
Molecule: messenger RNA, 5289 nt
Organism: Lytechinus variegatus (green sea urchin)
Lineage: Eukaryota; Metazoa; Echinodermata; Echinoidea; Temnopleuroida; Toxopneustidae
Gene: ap5b1
Product: AP-5 complex subunit beta-1-like
Exons: 24
Coding region: 59-2860 (933 amino acids)
Biological process (GO): endosomal transport
Cellular component (GO): lysosomal membrane; AP-type membrane coat adaptor complex
Source: RefSeq, a predicted model, not a curated record